AUGGAAAACUCCGAUUCUAGCGAUCAAGGAAAUGACCAAUCUGCCCCACAGCGCAGAAGGCAAGUGGAUCACUUGGAUCGGGAAGAAGCUUUCUAUCGAUUUGUAAAUAAUCUGAGCGGAGAAGACUAUCGACUUCUGAGAGACAAGAAUUUGCUAGGUACCCCAGGUCAAAGUACUGAGGAAGAGCUGUUCAGAAGACUACAGCAAAUUAAAGAUCGGCUGCCUCCACCGCUACGGAGCUCAGAAGAAAAUGGAGACUCUUCAGAUGACGAGUCCAGUGGUGACUCCAUAAUAGAUUGGCUUAGCUCUGUCAGACAGACUGGCAAUACAACAAGAAGUGGUCAGAGUGGAAAUCAGUCCCAGAUGGCAGUGAGCCACACUAAUUCAAACAGUGGUGAUUUCAGAUUCAGUUUAGAGACAAAUGUUCACCGUAAUAAUGGAAGCCAAACCUCAGAGAAUGAAAAUGAACCAUCUGCUACACAUCUUAGUGCAGAAAACAUGGAUCACAGCAUCCACAGGCAAAUGGAAAAUUCAGCAUCUGAGAGAUCAUCUGCCAGAACACCUAGGUCAGAACACAAUUCUGCUGAGGCAUUAAGAGAUGUGCCAUCCACCAGAGGUCGGAGAAGGGCAAGAAGCCCAAAACCAGAACCCCAAAGAAGAACCAGAGCCAGAGCUGAAAGAAGUAGGUCUUCUCUGCACCCAGCAGAUGAAAUUCCACGAAGAUCUCAUCAUAACAUCUCAUCUCAGACUUUUGAGCAGCCUUUGGUAAACGAGAUCGAGGCAAGUUCUAGAGCCCCUCACCAUGGGACUUUGAGACACCAGAUAAGUGGACCUGAGUUGCUAGGUAGAGGUCGUUUUGUGGCUUCUGGGUCAAGAAAUUCUACAGCUCAGGGGACAAGCUCUUCAGACACAGAUACCAAUGGUGAAGCGGCAGGAUCUGGUCAAUGACCUCCAACCAGAGACCUUCAAGUCAGAAGAGUUCUGCUGGCAGAAGAAAGACAGAGAGAUAGCAUAGCUAGCAGAACUCGGUCAAGGUCUCAGAUCCCAAACAACAAGGUCACUUAUGAAAGUGAACCUGGAGGUUUUAGAGGCACCUUUACACUUUCUGAACGUGCAGCUGGGAGAACCCAUGUGAGUACUCACAGGUUUUCCACUCUUACAAUCUUCAAUACUGGAUCAAGGCAAACUACAUCUGUUCUGAUUCAAACCAGGUAA
Chionomys nivalis (European snow vole) is the source of this 1215-nucleotide messenger RNA. RefSeq names its product E3 ubiquitin-protein ligase RLIM-like. The transcript has a single exon. The record is from RefSeq and is a predicted model, not a curated record. Lineage: Eukaryota; Metazoa; Chordata; Mammalia; Rodentia; Cricetidae.